AUGAAUUCAUCCAGUACACAGACCAGAAAUAUCCAGGCCAAUAAGAAGCCAUUAAAACAGGGCUCUGUGUCGCCCUUUGCAUCUCGACAAAGCGUGUUUCAGUUCGAUACCGGAGGCGUGACAGAGACGUUGAUGGAAUCAAUACCCAAGCUGAGCAGACCCUCGCAGCACGCUAGGAGUCAUAGCCACAACACAGAAUCUAAAACAUCGACCAACUGGACUUCGUUAAUCCCUCCCAUGCCCACGUACCCGUCGCAGGUGGCCCACAAGAGUAAUAACCCGUUUAAUGCAUAUAACCAUCCGAAUCAGAGGCAUAGUAUUGCCAUCUCGCCCAGCCAGCAGAAUGGGAACGGCGGUGCGGAUUUGAAUUUGACGCCAAUCACUCCUCCACCUCACCAAGAUAAGUUUCCAGAGUGGGAUGAGUACAGUCACCAGCGAAGCGUGCUGGCCGGUCAGCAGCAGCAGCAACAGCAGCAGCAGCAGCAGAAACCACCAUAUCAGCAACAGCACCAGUACCAACAGCAGUACUACACACAGCAUCCACAACAAAAGCAGAAUCCUCAAAAUCAACAGCAGCAUCAACAUCAACAACAACAACAAAAACAGCAACCUCAAAAUCAACAACAGCAACAAUUUCAACAGCUGACACGACAAUCUUACUCUCAGUCGCCCAUCCCACAGACCCAACCUCCACAGUUCCAAUUCCAAACUCAGCCACAAGCACAUUCCCAAUCCCAAUCCCAAUCCCAACCCCGUCAAUUGGUCCAAAAUCCCGAUCCAGUAGACGCAAAUAAAAAGGUCACCAGGAAACGUAAGAAGAUAUGUAACAAGUGUGGACUAGAGAUUACAGGGCAGUUUGUCCGUGCCCUUUCUAACGCGUACCAUGUUGAGUGUUUCACCUGUAAUGAAUGUAUGAAGCCUUGUUCAUCGAAGUUCUUCCCAUAUGAAGAAACUGACGUAGAGACUGGAGCCAAAUACCAGGUAGCACUUUGUGAAUAUGACUAUUUUAAGAAGUUGGAUCUUAUUUGUUUCAAUUGUAACUCUGCAUUGAGAGGUCCAUAUAUCACCGCCUUAGGCAAUAAAUAUCACUUGGAGCAUUUUAAAUGUGCAGUAUGUCAAAAGGUAUUCGAAAGCGAUGAAAGCUAUUACGAACACGAAAGCAACAUAUAUUGUCAUUUCCAUUACUCGAAACUUUAUGCGUCUCAUUGUGAAGGUUGUCAUUCUUCUAUAGUGAAGCAGUUUGUAGAAUUGUUUCGGGGUGGAAGGAAUCAGCAAUGGCAUCCAGAGUGCUAUAUGGUCCAUAAAUUUUGGAAUGUAUGCAUUACAGCGGACAGCGUUGGGCUUCAAAGUAAGCUAAGAAUAUCCAACAACCAAACUUUAAAUAUGCAAAACUUGAAAGAACUGGAUAACAUAUCUAGUGAGUUAUUACUAUCAGCCGAGCAACAGAUUGAGAAUAUCGUGAUGAGUUGUUGGUUGAAGUUAUCUGGUUACGAAGAAGUUACUGCUUCGUGUAUAAGUGAUAUGUUGUUGAAUGCUUGUACAUGCAAUCAGAAAAAUGGGUUAGUGUCCACUGGUAAAUUGAUUCUAAAUGUUGAAAUAUUAUUUUCAAGUUUAGAUUUGAUAAGAAAAUUGUGUACGAAAAUAACUCCGGUUGUAGCUGCAAACAACAAUAGCAAUAGCAAUCACAGUGGUACAUCAUCAGGAGAAGAAACGAAUGAGUAUUUCCAAUUACUUCGAAAGGAACCAAGAAAUAUAUCUGGUAAAAUUAUGAGUUAUUUGGCAAUCUUAAGGAAAUCAAAACAGAUAUCUACUUCAGGCAGCUUGUCAGCAGAAUUAUUAUCGGUCAUUACUGGAUGCGCACAUUAUUUAAAGCUAUUGAUUAGAAUUGGGCUUAAUAACGCGCUUAAGGCAAAUAAAUUGCAAGGAUCUACUGAAGCUUCUGAUUUAUUUUUAAAUAGCGUAAGUGGAUUUGAGAAUUACAUUCCUCUGGAUUCUCAAAAUGGAAGUAUACUGGAAAAGGAAGCAUUAAUGAAUAAAAAUUUGUUGAUUCCUUCGAAUGCGACAGAUGCUUGUCACACUUGUCAAAAAAGUAUUGAACGUGAGUGUGUGAAGUUUGAGAAUAAAAGAUGGCACUUUAAAUGCUUUGUAUGUUCUCAUUGUACCAAGACCAUAACUCCUACUGAGGAAAAUUUAACUAAAUGUGGCUUCAAUUCGUUAGGAGGUUUGAUAUCGUGUGAAGAAUGUAUUGUGAAGGAUUCAGAUGCAAAAACUGGAUAUGAAUUAAUUAGUGACUUGACACAAUUAAUUUAUCUAUUGAAAAUUGCUCUUGCACGUUCAAAGUCUGUCAUGGGAGCAGUCACAACAUCUUCUACCAACCAAAAGAGCGGAAGCCUUUCUAAGCAGGGAUCUGGUACCAAUAUGAUGACAAUUGAAGAAGACAAACGAGUUACCACUACUGAAGAGGACUAUUCGAAUACUAUUAAUGAUGUGACAAGAUUAAGGUCUAGAAGACAAAGUCAAAAGUUGUCUAAUUCCAUUAAGCAAAAUGCUAGGAAAUCAGUAAUAGUUGAAGCACCAGAAGCUGAUACAGCAAAAAAAAUGGAGGAAGAUGCAAAUAGUGAUGAAGGAAUUAACAGGAGCAGAAAUGAAAGUUUCUCGUCUCAAUUAUCAUUUACAAACACAAAAGAAAGUGAACAAUUUAAAGUUUCUCAAAAGAAAGAAUUACUUAUUAGAGAUGAACCUGAAAGACAACUUACGAAUAGUCAUCUUGAUCGUACGUCAGAUUUAUUAAAGAGUGAAAAGUCAUUGACAUUGGAUGACAUUCCAAGAAUUGUUGCUGCAGAGCAAGCCAGAGAACAACGUCCAAAUGCAUUCAAGCACCACAAUAGUCUUUAUCAGGGACAACGCCCAAUGCAACCAGUCAAAACUGUUGCAGCCGCUUCUGGUCGUAGCAAUACGGUUGCUACUAACAAGUCCAAUGGAUUUAAAACUGAUCGUAAUAUGAACUCUCCAAUAGUGAUGAAUAACGUAGGUAAUGGAGGAAUUGUUGUCAAUGGCGGUGAUUUCGGCAAGAGGUUGAAAUAUUUCUCUGAAUUGAACAAAUCUGAACACUUCAUCUUGAGACAUAUUGCUGUGGAAGCAUUAAUUCAAAUCCUGAACAACAAAUAUAAUAAAGAGGAAUUAUUGGGAUUGAUCCAAACAAGGAAGCUGCCUACAUUUUGGGACAAAUUUAAGUUUGGAGGCAGUGGAGACAGUGCCAAAAACAAAAAUGGUGCUGGUGGUGUAUUUGGAGUCGAUUUACAAGACUUGACUAAGAAGUAUGGAGUCGAUUCGGAUCAUGGAGUUGGUCCAUCAAAGCUAAGAAUCCCUAUUGUUGUUGAUGAUAUAAUAAACGCCUUAAGACAAAAGGAUAUGUCAGUCGAAGGAAUCUUUAGAUUAAAUGGUAAUAUCAAAAAGUUAAGAGAAUUGACUGAGGCCAUUAAUAAAAACCCAUUGAAGUCACCAGACUUUAGUGCUCAAACAGCUGUUCAACUAGCGGCUUUGAUGAAAAAAUGGUUAAGAGAGUUACCUAAUCCCUUAUUGACAUUUAAUUUAUACGACUUAUGGAUCUCAUCGCAAAAGGAAUCCAAUUUAUUGGUGCAAAAGAGAAUAAUUCAUUUGGCUUACUCAAUGUUACCUAGAAGUCAUCGUAACUUAUUAGAAGUUUUAUUGUAUUUCUUCCUGUGGGUGGCAUCCUUUGCUGAAAUUGAUGAAGAAACCGGAUCUAAAAUGGAUAUUCAUAAUUUGGCUACGGUUAUUGCUCCAAAUAUCUUGUAUUCUAAGCAAGCUCAAACUGGUGGAGGAAGCGCAGAUCUUCCAGGAACACACCAAGGGGAUACUUAUUUCUUGGCCAUUGAAGUCGUUAACCAGUUGAUUGAAAUGCACGAGGAGCUCAGUACUAUUCCAGAAGAUUUAUUAGAAUUUUUCGAGAAGGAAGGUUUUAACAAGAUGUCGGAAGAUGUAUCUACCAAGGAAAUUAUGAAUAGGCUAGAAAAGAUUUGCACUAAUAGCCCACCAUUUUUUGUCUUAAGUUUCAAGGCAGCACAAGCCAAUCCAAAUGGGAAGUAUGAGAAUGAGAUGGUUCAAAAAAACACCAUCUCCAGAGGUCAUUCUGAGCUUGUGCGUGAAUCUCACGGGGAGACUACGAAUGUAUAG
Dujonia railenensis is the source of this 4194-nucleotide messenger RNA. NCBI's taxonomy places the organism in Eukaryota, Fungi, Ascomycota, Pichiomycetes, Serinales, Debaryomycetaceae. The record is from the annotation of a GenBank genome assembly.